UGUAAGUAAUGUUGCCUACAAUCAUUAUUUUUGUUGAUAUUGCUAUAACCUAAAAGCGGAACGCUGGAAUUAUUUUCGAAUGGCAAUGAUUGUCUCCGGUGUACGAAGGUUACUAUGGAAUCGAGUGAACCAGCAUCAGUGCAGGUGCAGUUUUCAAAUUGCAAAUAGGAUUUUCAGUGAGAGACAGGUGACCAAAGAUGAUGGAUCAACAACAACUGUUGAACUUGGGGGACUGAGCAGGAAAUAUCAAGUAUUCAAAGACGAAGAUUCUGAGAUCAUUAUGGAUGUGAAUGAGGAGAGAUUGAAGUAUUUAGAAUUGCUGGAAAAUGAAGUUGACCAAAUGCUGAAUCCCUAUGAAGGAUUAAACUUGGCUCGUGGCAUUAGUGGAGUUUAUGACAUAGAGGAUUUAGUCUCUAUAUUGAAAAAGGAGAAUGGUCUGAACAUUUUUGUUGCUGCUGUCCCAAAGAACAUCAACUAUGUAAACUAUAUUUGCCUGGUCAAUGCAAAGUCAUAUCGACAUAUGCUUGCAAUGUCCCAGUUUGUGAGGAAGGUGUACAAAUUAAAAAUGGGUAGAAACGAUACAGUGCCAAAGCUAGAGGGACAGGAGUCCAGAGACUGGAUGGCUCUGGAUAUGGGAAAUAUUGCAUUGCAUGUGUUUUCUAAGGAGGCUCGCGCGAAAUACGAUUUGGACUCGUUGUGGGCUGUAGGAUCGAGGUACGAUGACGAAUGCAAUCAAGAGGACCCAAUCGCGGAACUGCUCGAAAGACACUCCAUCUAUUUGCACGACAUGAAACCAGCCCCGUGAUUAUUUUUUAGCUUUAUUUAGUGAAAAACAUUUAAAUAUUUAUAAAAAUACGAAACUUUCCUUCUUUACUUUGUUCUU
This is a messenger RNA of Nicrophorus vespilloides, 883 nucleotides long. RefSeq lists its product as uncharacterized. Gene Ontology annotation, molecular function: ribosomal large subunit binding. Gene Ontology annotation, cellular component: mitochondrion. The record is from RefSeq and is a predicted model, not a curated record. Gene Ontology annotation, biological process: negative regulation of ribosome biogenesis; negative regulation of translation. The transcript is spliced from 2 exons. The coding region runs from base 80 to 805 and encodes 241 amino acids. NCBI's taxonomy places the organism in Eukaryota, Metazoa, Arthropoda, Insecta, Coleoptera, Silphidae.